UCUCGCGCCCCGCGGCCGCUCUCCGCGUCCUCCCCCUCCAGAUGCCUGUUUGCUGCCCCUCCUCGCCGGGGGCACACACUGGCAGCGCCGGCCGCGGCCCGGCUCCCCCGCGGGGUCUGAGGACGGAGGCUGCUUCCCCCUCUUCGGCGGGGUUUUCCUCCCCGGCCGGAAUGGACUUUCAUUGAUUCCGCCUUACUCGUGUGUCGACUGACCUACCCCCUGGGCGUGUUUGUGGGACUUCCCCUUUCCCCCCUCCUGAACAUAUAGAUCUGCACACACAAUCUGUAAAAUGGAGAACGAGGUCUUCACUCCCCUUCUGGAGCAGUUCAUGAGCAGCCCCUUGGUCACUUGGGUUAAAACGUUUGGACCUCUGGCUGCUGGAAAUGGGACCAACCUGGAUGAGUAUGUGGCUCUGGUGGACGGGGUGUUCUUGAACCAGGUCAUGCUCCAAAUUAACCCUAAAUCGGAGAGUCAGAGAGUAAAUAAAAAAGUCAACAAUGAUGCUUCACUUAGAAUUCAUAAUCUAUCCAUUUUGGUGAAACAGAUAAAAUGUUAUUACCAGGAGACUCUGCAGCAGUUGAUUAUGAUGUCAUUGCCAAAUGUUUUAACCAUUGGCAAAAAUCCCUUUUCUGAACAAGGCACAGAAGAAGUUAAAAAGUUGCUUUUACUCUUACUUGGUUGUGCAGUUCAGUGUCAGAAAAAGGAAGAAUUUAUUGAAAAGAUUCAAGGUUUAGAUUUUGAUACAAAAGCAGCAGUUGCCGCACAUAUUCAAGAGGUGACUCAUAAUCAGGAAAACGUGUUUGACCUGCAGUGGAUGGAGGUGACAGAUGUAUCUCCAGAAGACAUAGAGCCACUCUUAAAAAACAUGGCGUCACAUCUGAGAAGACUGAUAGAUGAGAGAGAUGAACAUUCAGAGACUAUUGUAGAACUCUCUGAAGAGCGAGAUGGGCUUCAUUUUCUACCCCAUGCCUCUUCAUCUGCACAAUCACCCUGUGGUUCCCCAGGCAUGAAGCGAACAGAAAGUAGACAACAUCUCUCAGUAGAGCUGGCUGAUGCUAAGGCUAAGAUCCGAAGACUUCGGCAGGAAUUGGAAGAAAAGACUGAACAGUUACUGGACUGUAAACAAGAACUCGAGCAAAUAGAAAUGGAAUUGAAGAGGCUGCAACAAGAGAACAUGAAUUUGCUUUCGGAUGCUCGAUCUGCUAGAAUGUACCGAGAUGAAUUGGAUGCGCUUCGAGAGAAGGCAAUUAGGGUUGAUAAGCUGGAAAGUGAACUCAGCAGAUACAAAGAGAGACUACAUGAUAUUGAAUUUUAUAAGGCAAGAGUUGAGGAAUUAAAAGAAGAUAAUCAAGUUUUAUUAGAAACAAAAACCAUGUUGGAAGAUCAACUAGAAGGAACUCGAGCUCGUUCUGACAAAUUGCAUGAAUUAGAAAAAGAGAACUUACAACUCAAAGCUAAAUUGCAUGAUAUGGAAAUGGAGCGAGAUAUGGAUAGAAAGAAGAUUGAAGAAUUAAUGGAAGAAAAUAUGACUUUGGAAAUGGCACAGAAACAAAGUAUGGAUGAAUCAUUACACCUUGGCUGGGAGCUGGAACAGAUAUCCAGAACUAGUGAACUUGCUGAAGCACCACAGAAAUCUUUGGGGCAUGAGGUAAAUGAGUUAACAUCAAGUAAGUUAUUAAAGUUGGAGAUGGAAAACCAGAGUUUAACAAAAACUGUAGAAGAACUUCGGAGUACUAUGGACUCUGCAGAAGGCAGCACUUCCAGAAUCCUAAAGAUUGAAAAAGAAAACCAGAGACUGAAUAAAAAGGUUGAAAUUCUUGAAAAUGAAAUUAUUCAAGAAAAGCAAAGUCUUCAGAAUUGUCAAAAUUUAAGCAAAGAUCUAAUGAAAGAGAAAGCUCAGCUUGAAAAAACAAUUGAAACACUCAGAGAAAAUUCAGAGAGGCAGAUUAAAAUAUUGGAGCAAGAAAAUGAACAUCUGAACCAAACAGUGUCUUCCUUACGGCAGCGUUCCCAGAUCAGUGCUGAGGCAAGAGUGAAAGACAUUGAAAAAGAGAACAAAAUUCUCCACGAAUCCAUCAAAGAAACAAGUGGAAAACUAAGCAAGAUUGAAUUUGAAAAACGGCAAAUGAAGAAAGAAUUAGAGCAUUACAAAGAAAAGGGAGAGCGCACAGAGGAGCUUGAAAAUGAGUUGCAUCACCUUGGAAAAGAAAAUGAAUUGCUACAGAAGAAGAUAACUAAUUUAAAGAUUACUUGUGAAAAAAUUGAGGCAUUAGAACAAGAAAAUUCAGAGCUAGAAAGAGAAAAUAGAAAAUUUAAGAAAACUUUGGAUAGCUUUAAAAACCUUACUUUUCAGUUAGAAUCCCUAGAAAAAGAGAAUUCCCAACUUGAUGAGGAAAACUUAGAGCUGCGAAGGAGUGUGGAAUCUCUGAAGUGUGCAAGCAUGAAAAUGGCCCAGCUCCAGCUGGAGAACAAGGAACUGGAGAGUGAGAAAGAGCAGCUUAAGAAGGGCUUGGAGCUCAUGAAAGCCUCCUUUAAGAAGACAGAACGCUUAGAAGUUAGCUACCAGGGACUAGACACAGAAAAUCAAAGGCUACAGAAAGCUUUAGAAAAUAGCAAUAAAAAAAUCCAACAAUUAGAGAGUGAGCUACAAGACUUAGAGAUGGAAAAUCAAACAUUACAAAAAAACCUAGAAGAACUCAAAAUAUCUAGCAAAAGACUUGAACAGCUAGAAAAAGAAAACAAAUCAUUAGAGCAAGAGACAUCCCAACUUGAAAAGGACAAGAAACAAUUGGAAAAAGAAAACAAGCGACUCCGACAACAAGCAGAAAUAAAAGAUACCACAUUAGAAGAAAAUAAUGUAAAAAUUGGAAAUUUGGAAAAAGAAAACAAAACUUUAUCCAAAGAAAUUAGUAUAUAUAAAGAGUCUUGUGUUCGACUGAAAGAAUUAGAAAAAGAAAAUAAGGAGCUUGUGAAAAGAGCAACUAUUGAUAUUAAAACUUUGGUUACAUUACGUGAGGAUUUAGUGAGUGAAAAAUUGAAGACGCAGCAAAUGAACAAUGAUUUGGAAAAGUUAACUCAUGAGCUUGAGAAGAUAGGUUUAAAUAAAGAGCGACUGCUGCACGACGCCCAGAGCACCGAUGACAGUAGGUAUAAACUUUUGGAAUCAAAAUUAGAAUCUACUCUUAAGAAGUCCCUUGAAAUAAAAGAAGAAAAAAUUGCUGCUUUAGAAGCUCGGUUGGAAGAGUCUACAAAUUACAAUCAGCAAUUGCGCCAAGAACUUAAAACAGUGAAAAAAAAUUAUGAAGCUCUCAAACAGAGACAAGAUGAGGAAAGGAUGGUACAGAGCUCCCUUCCAGGCUCUGGGGAAGACAACAGGUGGGAGCGGGAGAGUCAAGAAACUACUAGAGAACUCCUGAAGGUUAAAGACAGGCUGAUUGAAGUAGAAAGAAAUAAUGCUACACUGCAAGCAGAGAAGCAAGCACUGAAAACUCAACUGAAGCAACUUGAAACACAGAACAAUAAUUUGCAGGCUCAGAUUCUUGCACUUCAGAGGCAGACAGUGUCAUUGCAGGAACAGAAUACCACUCUUCAAACGCAGAAUGCCAAACUUCAGGUUGAAAAUUCCACUCUUAAUUCACAAAGUACUUCACUUAUGAACCAGAAUGCACAGCUUCUAAUCCAGCAGUCUUCCUUAGAAAAUGAAAAUGAAUCUAUAAUCAAAGAACGAGAAGACUUGAAAUCUCUUUAUGAUUCUCUGAUAAAAGAUCAUGAAAAACUGGAGCUUCUUCAUGAAAGACAGGCUUCAGAGUAUGAAUCUCUGAUCUCUAAACAUGGAACCCUCAAGUCUGCCCACAAGAAUCUUGAGGUGGAGCAUAAAGACCUUGAAGACCGUUACAAUCAAUUAUUAAAACAGAAAGGACAAUUGGAAGAUUUAGAAAAAAUGAUCAAAAUGGAACAAGAAAAAAUGCUGGUUGAAAGCAAAAACCAUGAGAUGGUAGCUGCAGAGUACAAGAAACUUUGUGGUGAAAAUGAUAGGCUAAAUCAUUCGUACAGUCAACUUCUAAAAGAGACUGAAAUUUUACAAACCGACCAUAAAAAUUUGAAAAGUCUUCUGAAUAAUUCUAAAUUGGAACAAACAAGAUUAGAAGCUGAAUUUUCAAAACUGAAGGAGCAGUAUCAGCAGCUGGACAUCACAUCUACCAAGCUCAAUAACCAAUGCGAGUUGCUCAGCCAACUUAAAGGAAAUUUAGAGGAAGAAAAUCGCCAUCUACUCGAUCAGAUUCAGACACUAAUGCUACAGAACAGAACACUGCUGGAGCAAAAUAUGGAAAGCAAGGAUCUCUUUCAUGUUGAGCAGAGACAGUACAUUGAUAAAUUAAAUGAAUUGAGACGACAGAAAGAGAAAUUAGAAGAAAAAAUAAUGGAUCAAUACAAAUUUUAUGAUCCCUCUCCUCCUCGAAGGAGAGGCAACUGGAUUACUCUAAAAAUGAGAAAAUUGAUAAAGUCCAAGAAAGAUAUUAAUCGGGACCGUCAGAAAUGUCUAACAUUAACACCCACCCGCUCAGACUCCAGUGAAGGGUUUCUUCAGCUGCCCCAUCAGGACAGUCAAGACAGCUCUUCAGUAGGGUCAAACUCUUUAGAAGAUGGCCAGAUGCUGGGGACCAAGAAGAGCAGCAUGGUUGCACUGAAAAGACUGCCCUUUUUGAGGAACAGACCGAAGGAUAAAGACAAAAUGAAGGCCUGCUACCGUCGUUCCAUGUCCAUGAAUGACCUGGUGCAGUCCAUGGUCCUAGCAGGAGGACAGUGGACAGGUAGUACUGAAAAUUUGGAGGUCCCUGAUGAUAUUUCAACGGGUAAAAGGAGAAAAGAAUUGGGAGCUAUGGCCUUCUCUACUACAGCCAUCAACUUUUCAACUGUCAACUCUUCUGCAGCCUUCCGAUCCAAGCAGUUGGUUAAUAAUAAAGAUACUACAUCCUUUGAAGACGUAAGUCCACAAGGUAUUAGUGAUGAUUCUAGUACGGGAUCAAGAGUUCAUGCUUCAAGACCAGCCAGCCUUGAUAGUGGCAGAACAUCCACUAGCAAUAGCAAUAAUAACGCUUCAGUCCAUGAAGUCAAAGCAGGUGCAGUUAAUAACCAAAGCAGGCCACAAAGCCACAGCAGUGGAGAAUUCAGUCUGCUUCAUGAUCAUGAGACUUGGUCCAGCAGUGGUAGCAGUCCAAUCCAGUAUUUGAAAAGACAGACCAGGUCAAGCCCUGUGCUCCAGCACAAAAUGUCUGAAACAGCAGAGAGUCGAGCACAUCACAGGAUUAAAGCUGGCUCCCCUGGAAGUGAAGUUGUUACUCUACAACAGUUCUUGGAAGAAAGCAACAAGCUUACCUCAGUACAGUUGAAGUCCUCGAGUCAAGAGAAUCUUCUAGAUGAAGUAAUGAAAAGUUUGUCUGUCUCUUCUGACUUUCUGGGGAAAGACAAGCCAGUUAGCUGUGCCCUAGCCAGGUCAGUAAGUGGAAAAACUCCAGGGGACUUCUAUGAUAAAUGGACAACUAAACCUGACUUUUUGAGAACUGGUCCUCGAAAGACUGAAGAUGCCUACUCCAUUAGCUCUGCAGGGAAACCUACACCAAGCACUCAAGGAAAACUGAAGCUGGUAAAAGAAACGUCUGCGUCAAGACAAUCAAAAGACAGCAACCCUUAUGCCACUUUACCUCGCGCAAGCAGUGUGAUCUCUACUGCUGAAGGGACGACACGAAGGACAAGCAUCCACGACUUUUUGAGCAAGGACAGUAGAGUACCUGUGCCAGCCGAUCCAGCACCUCCUGCUGACAGCAGCACCACUGCCGCAUCUAAUGUGGACAAAGUGCAAGAAAGCAGGAGCUCCAAAAGCAGGUGUGGGGAGCAGCAAAGCUCCUGAGUGACCCACAUGUGGGCCAAGUGAGAGAAAAGUGUCCUUCAGUUUCUCAGUAUGAAGACUUUAUUACUGAAGUAACAAGACACCUAGGAACUAUGUAAAAAAAAAAAAAAAUUAAGGAGAUUUUAACACAUCCCUUCGUGAAUAGAUCAGGCAAGAAAUACAAACUUCAUUCUUCCUUGAAUCAAGGAGCACUACUGGAUUCAACUGUCGAAAGCUAUAGAAGGUUUUAGGACCCUGUACAGUGCAUUAAGCUCUACUGAAUAAAGGACGUUCUCUCACUAAGGACCGAGUGUUUUAAGGUCAAGUAUUCUAAGAACAGCCUACUUCUUUCAGCAUUUGUUUAUUAAUUUAUCCAUGUUUGCUUACUGCUUCUGCUAAGUAUUACCCAAAAGCUACCCAUUUAUAUUUAGUUGUGUAAAUCUCAAUUAAGUGCUGUAGUAUUUUGUGGAAUGUACUAUGUAUCAAGAUACAGAGAAAAUUGUUCGGGCAUGUCAGAGCCUUUUUUCAUUAGCAGACUGCAUGUGUUGGUACGCUGGUUAUUGUUUUGUUUUUAGAGCCAAUUGUUUGAUGCACUGCAAAGGAAACUCAAUUCAUAAGACAUGCAGAAAAUUCCAUAAUAAGAUAUCAGAGUUAUAAAAAUUGUAUGAUAUUAAUCUUACUACUUUCCCUGAUAAGCUGCACUAGGUAUUUCUAAAUGGAUCCAAGAUAAAAUCAUUUUUCUGGAAUUUUUUUUUUUUUUUUAGUGAGAUGGUUUUUCAGCAACAUUUACAAGAUAAAGCAAUUGUGUUUUUAACUCAUUUUCCUCCUUUGCUAUUGGGUUAUGUGUGUGUGUUUUUUUUAAACAUGAGAGCUGAUUAUUGCUUAAGAAGUUUUCUUAUGGCAAAAUAAUGUAAAUAACUACUAAGAUCUACAUUUUUUUCAGGAACUCAUUGACUAUUAAGGUUGUCAUUUAUUACUAAGAAUUUUUGUUUUUGUCCUUUAUAAUAUAUUAAACUUGGUAACUAUUAUAGGUAAUUUUGAAAUAUUUGUAUCUGUUUGUUACCUUAAACAUUUGAAAAAAGCACAAAAAUAGAUUUAGUUAACCCAGAGAAACACCAGUUUUUUAGUCGUAACAAUUUUAUAUCAGUUUUAUUUUCUUAUAAAGUCUAAAAUGCAUUGCUACUCAUUAAGGCAAGUUCAUUAUUUAACAUAAAAACCAGAAUAUCUUUUGAAAUGAAAAAUACUAUUUUUAUUUUAACAGUAUACUUCUUAAGCUCUUAUUACCAGCUCUAAAGAACUUUUUGAAUAAUUACACAUUCCAUAAUGUGUGUUUUACAAACUGUAUCAUCACUAACCCAGUAGCUGUGACAAAGUAUCUUUUCUUUUCCCUCCUCCUCCUUCUCCUCUUUUUGUUUCUCUCCCCAACUCUGUCUGUAAUAAGCCACUAGCAGGUUGUGUUUAUAGUGACCUUUGGAAAGACUAUCAAUUAAAAAAAAAGACAGAAAAUGUUCAGUUGAUCAGAAAUUGAAAGUUAGAAAACUUGGAUUUAUUUAACUCAGUGCUACCAGAAAAUAAUGCUCUGAAAUUAAAUUACUUUGAAACUCUUGAAUGAAAGGUGCUAUUUAGAUGUAAAUACAAAGGAUUUUUACUGAAACACAAUGUUGCACAACAGAAAUACUAGGAAUCCAUUCUCUAGACUUUGAAGUAUCUCUUCAUCAUGACUCCUUGGGUUCAAGUAUCAAAAUGGCAGUCUAGAGACACUUGCAUGUAAAGACUUAUAUAAAUUCACUUUUGAUUGAGUUGAGAAGUGUAGAAUUAUGUUUUAACUUAAUAUAGUAAGUGGGUAAGUUAGAAUAUAUUAACAGCAUCCAAUUUGCACAAUUAGCACACAUCCCAGGACAAUUAAUGAGUGUGAGGUGGCAUAAUGAGGGUGAGUGAUAAUACAGUCUGACCUCUCUGUGACAUCAGUAUCCUAAAACAGAGCCUGCUGAGUUAGCCGGCACCCAGCACUUCAACUGAGUGCCUGUGAUUUAUUAAACUGGAGUAGGCUGGCCCUGAAGAGAAAAAAGAAAAAAACCAAGGGAGUACAAUAAGACUAUUAAAAUAUGCUCAGUCAAAUUCAUUGCUUCCUCAUACCAUUUCAAGAAAGGACUAGAUAACCACCUCAUUUUUACUUCAGAAGCAGUCUUUGUAGGAAGCUAAGCCAAAUGGAAAUGAACCCAAACCCACCUUUAGAUUCUAUUCCUAAAGCAGCUCCUAAACGUCUAAAAACACUUAAAAAAUCAGAAUAACAGCAUCAGCUCAGAGCUCUAAUAAUACGCCUCCUAGCUGGCUAUGGAAAUGUUUUGGUCCAAGUUUUUCUGAGUUGGUGGUUACCAAAGAAUGAGACAAGUUCAUGUGUAGCACCUUCCAUGCAAGGCGUGUUAAAAAUCACUGUGUGUACUGUAGAGCUGUAGCCACCUCACAAAUGGAGUACCACAGCCUGUACUGUCUUAACAGUUUAUGUCAGGAAGUAAAAUCCAUAUUGUACCAAAUCUGGAACUAUAAUGGGGAAUUGUGUAUUCUGAAUUACUUUUGUACUUUAAGUUACUUUUUAUGAGAAAAGUGAAUUGUCUUUCUUUUUAGCUGUUUGUCCUGAGAUGUAUUUUUUUCUUUAAGUCUUGAAUAUGAAUAAUACAAAAAGAGCCCAUUUUAUAAUAUAAAAUUUGAUGUACACGUUAAGCUAUUUGGACAGUGAAAAUGCCUUAAAAGGAAUGCUUAAUGGAUAAUGUUGCACUUCUAACAUCCUUUGACAAAACCUGAUUUUAAAUUGUCUUUUUCAUUUCUACUAGGUUUUUUUUUUUUUUUUUAGUGUUUGCCAUUGUACUCACAACUGUUAUUAAAUACCAAAUCAAAUCAUAUAAAAUGUUGUAACAUUUCCUUUAAAAUUAAUGCUAAGUUAGGUAGGCUUGAAUGGCAAAACGAUUUUACUUAGUGGUACCUAAUAUGUCAAUCAACAGAAUUCCAUGCAUGGCAAGAUACCAUUGUUUGAAUUGUCUUUUACAGUUACUUUUUUUUUAUUCCCCUUAAAAAAUAUAGAUGUUGGAUUAACUAAUAUAAAAAGAAAUAAA
Psammomys obesus (fat sand rat) is the source of this 8997-nucleotide messenger RNA. It is a transcript of the gene Ccdc88a, whose product is annotated as coiled-coil domain containing 88A. The transcript is spliced from 33 exons. Gene Ontology annotation, molecular function: microtubule binding; dynein light intermediate chain binding. Gene Ontology annotation, biological process: cytoplasmic microtubule organization; cytoskeleton-dependent intracellular transport. NCBI's taxonomy places the organism in Eukaryota, Metazoa, Chordata, Mammalia, Rodentia, Muridae. The record is from RefSeq and is a predicted model, not a curated record. The coding region runs from base 290 to 5908 and encodes 1872 amino acids. Gene Ontology annotation, cellular component: centrosome; cytoplasm.